UCCCGCCUCCGUCGCGCCGCCGAAGAAAGCGAAGGCGCCCGUCCCCCGCCGGCCGCAGCCUCCUCCUCCGACGACGAACCAGGCGACUCCUCCUCCUCCGACGAUGACGAACCAGCCGCCGCCUCCGUCCGGCAACCGCGCGGGCGCACAUACGGUGCAUGAUGAAAUGCCCGAGAGGUAAAAAAAACACUACUUUUCGUCCAAAUUGUAGUUUAGAUGCAUACCUAGCCGGGAAGUGAUGAAUUUCAUUGCAAUGUAGAGUCGAUGAUGCGACAUUCAUGGAGACAAUGAAUGUUGGAUCCUCGUUCAUGCAUGAUGAAGCCGCCGAUGGAGAGGAGGAAUAUGAGGAUGUAGAUGAGGAAGGAGAAGGGUUGAUUGAACCUCGCCCUCCCGGUCGGUCCGCCAACUACACCAUAGCGGAGGACAAGUUGCUUUGCAAGACGUGGUUGACAAUUGGAAUGGAUCCAACAACCGGUACCGAUCAAACAAGAGAAACAUAUUGGAUGAGGAUGACGGAGUACUUCAACACACACAACACAAGUGGGAACGAGCGAACCAUGCGCUCACUUCGGUCCCGUUGGUCUGGUAACACCGAUUGCCAAAAAUGGGCGGGCGUGCAAGCCAACAUCGAUGUUCUCAAUCCAAGUGGCACUAAUGAGAAUGAUAGGAACUCCAUGGCUCAAGGAUUGUUUAGGGAUGUGGGAAAGAAGAACAAGAAAGGCAACAAGAUUCUUGGCAAGCCAUUCACCUUGCAUCAUUGCUAUGACGUGCUAGGGAAUGAAGAGAAGUGGAAGACGCGCGGCAAGUUGGAUGCGGCAACUAUGGCGGCCAAUGCUACCGGUGAUGCAACAAUCAUCGAUGAUGAUGAUUCAAGUGAUGAAGGGAAGAAGAGAAGCUCCACUCCUCACUCCGUCAACAAUGGGCGGAGGAAUGUGCAUGGUAGGAAGACCGCCAAGGACAUGAAGGGAAAGAAGGCUGGAGAUGAUGACAUUGCCAUGGCUAUGGAAAGGAUUGCAAAUGCAAGGUUGCAAGCAAAUGAAGAUAGAAAGAUGCAACGAAACUUGGAGAAAGAUGCUAUGGAUGCUAUUGAAGCUAGGAGAGCCUCUUUGGAGGAGAGGAUUGCCGCCAACGAGGAGAAGAAGUUGGCUUUGGAGGAGAAGAGUUUUACAAUGACCCAUGUCUCCGCCUACGCCGUCAUACUGGUAAUCAUCCUACUGGGCGCAUCGCUCGCGAGCGCGACCCUGCUGCACGAGCGAGAUGCGUUGAGGACCUUCCUGCAAUCCAGGGCACAUACGCUGGGGAACGGGCUUGUCAAGCCGGACACCUAUGCCGAGCCAUACACAUGGGCCGACCCGGACAGCAGCUUCAAACACCUUCCCACUCACUGCCCGAGCUCGCCGCCGGGCGCCAAGGAUGCUGACAAGAUCGUGGCGCUACCCGGCCAGCCCCCGCGCGUCAACUUCGAUCAGUACUCCGGUUACGUCACGGUGAGCGAAGAGCACGGCCGCGCGCUCUUUUACUACUUCGUCGAAGCCCCCUACGAGGCCUCCUCCAAGCCGCUCGUCCUCUGGCUCAACGGCGGGCCUUGGUGCUCGUCCCUGGGUGUCGGCGCCUUUCAAGAGCUUGGCCCGUUCCGGGUGAACCCCGACGGCAAGACCCUGAGCAGAAACAGGCACGCGUGGAACAACCUGGCAAAUGUGAUCUUCCUGGAGUCGCCGGCGGGCGUGGGGUUCUCGUACUCAAACACGUCGUCGGAAAACAGGGUGAGCGGCGACACGAGGACCGCCGUGGAUGCCUACAUCUUCCUCCUCCACUGGCUUGAGAGGUUCCCCGAGUACAAGGGACGGGACUUCUACAUCGCCGGGGAGAGCUACAGCGGGCACUACGUCCCCCAGCUCGCCACCGUCAUUCUUGCCCUCCAUAAACUAGGCGCCACAAGCAUGAAUCUCAAAGGAAUCUUCGUUGGCAACCCGCUCCUUGAUGACUACAAGAACACAAAAGGGGAGUUCGAGUACUUGUGGAAUCACGGUGAGAUAUCCGACGAGGUGUGGGGCGAGAUCACCGAGCUCUGCAAGUUUGGCCCGUCUGAGAGCGCGGCGUGCAACGAGUCCAUGGCGUCGGUCAAUACCGGUCAAAUCGAUUAUUACAAUAUUUACGCCCCGAUCUGCCUUCCGUCACCAGAUGGUACUCAUUACCCCAGCAGCUACGUACCAGGCUAUGAUCCGUGCAUAGAUUACCAUGUCUCCGACUACUUCAAUAAUCCUGAGGUGCAGAAGGCUAUCCAUGCUCGAACAAACACAAAGUGGAUCCAAUGCAAAGACUUGCCUUGGACCGAUGCCCCAGUUUCGAUGAUGCCAACCAUCGAUUGGCUUGUCGACAAUGGAUUAAGAGUCUGGCUGUACAGUGGCGAUAUGGAUGAUGUGUGCCCGAUUACGGCGACGAGGUACUCUAUCAAGGAUCUUAAUUUUUCCAUCACAAAACCAUGGCAUCCAUGGUACACGCCUGAAAACGAGGUUGGAGGCUAUGCUCAGCAAUAUGACGGAGGAUUCACGUUUGCGUCAGUGCGAGGAGCUGGCCACAUGGUUCCUAGUUUUCAGCCUAAGAGGGCACUUGUCCUUUUCUACUCCUUCUUGAGAGGUGUUCUACCACCUGCGGAUGUUGUCUCGUCUCGCACAGAAAAACGAGACUGGGGUGAUGUGUUUGAACAAGGCAGACAAGCUCAUGAACUAUCGGGGAUUGCCCCGCCCCCCGACAGUUCCAGCCUAAAAUACUCAUUGCUCAUGUCGGGCCUCGCCAUGAGGACCCGACAUGUUGUCAUUGUUUGCUGUUGA
Lolium perenne is the source of this 2831-nucleotide messenger RNA. The record is from RefSeq and is a predicted model, not a curated record. NCBI's taxonomy places the organism in Eukaryota, Viridiplantae, Streptophyta, Magnoliopsida, Poales, Poaceae.